AUGCCCUCAUUAUCGCAACGAAUGCGCAAACUGCAAACCAGACUCCUCGCGAUCCGUCUCGGUUCCGGAGCUCUCGUCCUACCCAAGGAAAUCAAACGAAUCCACAUGCGCUUUGCGCCCAAAAUCAAUGGAGGACACAUGGGAUCAAGGUAAACAAAAAAAAACUACUCCCUCGAACCCAAGAGACGCUAGUGUUGUAACUGAGAGAUAAUGUAUAGAAAGUUCUGGCGGCACGAACUCGUCCGACUAAAAUACCACAACCCGGCAGUCUCAAUGACAGUAGACAACCAAGCCGAACAGGACGAACCCGCUACCAUGUCGAUAUACUUCUCGCGGAAUCCCGAGUCCCAGACACAGGCGCAGGCACAGGCACAGGCAGAAACACAAUCCGAAGCGGAGGAGAGGGUGGAGAGGAUAAACAUGAAGGGCUACACGAAUUCGGAAAUCUUGGAUGCCCUGGUGAAUCUGACGAAAGCGCAGCCGAUCGAGCCCACACCGCAGGAUCAGGAAGAGCUGGCGAGAUUGGAGGAGCAGAGGAAGAGGAGUGAGGUGGAUAGUUUGCUGUCGCAACAAGUGCGGGCGAAGGUGAAGAGGGAGAAAGAAUUGCUUCAGCAGGCAAGAGGAGAUAUGGCUGCGCAAACGGCAUAG
Molecule: messenger RNA, 648 nt
Organism: Lecanosticta acicola
Lineage: Eukaryota; Fungi; Ascomycota; Dothideomycetes; Mycosphaerellales; Mycosphaerellaceae
Source: the annotation of a GenBank genome assembly